Chenopodium quinoa (quinoa) is the source of this 2301-nucleotide messenger RNA. RefSeq names its product protein trichome birefringence-like 2. The transcript is spliced from 5 exons. Gene Ontology annotation, cellular component: Golgi apparatus. NCBI's taxonomy places the organism in Eukaryota, Viridiplantae, Streptophyta, Magnoliopsida, Caryophyllales, Amaranthaceae. The coding region runs from base 461 to 1912 and encodes 483 amino acids. Gene Ontology annotation, molecular function: O-acetyltransferase activity. The record is from RefSeq and is a predicted model, not a curated record.
GUAGAUUACAAUUAAACAACAAGAAUGAUAAAUUCACAAUUAAUUUCCAUUUUCGGCAUAUUCGAACACUAAUUACAUUUUGCGCACUCCAAUAAAACUCCAAUCAUAAAUGUACAAAAUUACCCCUUUUCAAAUAAAAUCCAAAAUUCAUAAUCUUUGCGUAAUUUUCAGUUACUAAAGGGUAUUAUCGUCAAUUCAUGACCAACCCAUUUCAUAGUUUUCCCUCCUCCUUCCCUCUUCUCUGCAACUGUAAAACAAAGAGCAAAAAUUGAACAAAUUCUCUACUGUUAGUUAGUAAAUUUCGAAGAGAAGAAAACCCUUUUUCAUUUUAAUCCAAAAUUUCUUCAAUUUCACUUCAAACAUAAAAAAUAAAAAAACAUUUUUUGGGGGUUUUUGUUUUUUUGAGGAAUUUUGAUGGUUUAUUUUUGUGCUGUGCAUGCAGAAUUACUGAGGAGCAGUAAUGGCGUCGAUGAAAACAAAAUUAGCAGAUAAUUUGCAGCAAAAAUUACACCCAAAAAAGGGUUUAAUAGUUUCUGGGUUUGGAUUAUGUAUUGCUGCUGCUUCAUUCAUCAUUUUCUCUCUCUUAAUCUUGAUUCCCAACAAAAUUACACCAACAACUUCCAUGGUUUCUUGGACUUUCUCACUCCCAAACACGCCCUUAACAACUUCAACUGAGAAUCUUGGGAAUGGGAGUGAAAGUGGGACCCACUUUGAAAAUCUUGAUUUGAAGUUGAAGAAUGUGAGUUUCCAUGGUUUGGAAGAAGAAGAAGAAUCAAGGGUUUUCAUCAAUGUUUCCAGAAACAGUCUAAAUAUUGAUAAAUUGGGUUUGAGAAAUUCUGGGGUUUUGAGAAAAGAUUGUGAUAUUUUUGAUGGAAAAUGGGUUAGAGAUGAUGAAUUACCACAUUACCCUCCUGGGAUUUGCCCUUUUAUUGAUAGAGAUUUUAAUUGUCAUCUUAAUGGGAGACCUGAUGAUGGGUAUUACAGAUGGAAAUGGCAGCCAUUUGGGUGCAACAUUCCUAGACUAAAUGCCACUGAUUUCUUGGAACGAAUGAGAGGAAAGAAGCUGGUUUAUAUUGGGGAUUCGUUGAAUCGGAACAUGUGGGAGUCUCUUGUUUGCAUUCUUUGGCAUAGUAUUAAAGACAAGAACACGGUGUAUGAGGUAUCCGGGAAGAGGGAAUUCAAAAAGGAGGGUAUCUACGCCAUCAGAUUUGAGGACUACAACUGUACUAUUGACUAUGUUAGAGCUCCCUUUUUGGUCAGGGAGUCCACAUUUCAGAAGAAUAAUGGAUCACUAUCAACGUUAAGGCUCGAUUUAAUGGACGAAACAACUCAAAUGUAUCAUGAUGCUCAUAUUCUAGUCUUCAACACAGGUCACUGGUGGACCCAUGAGAAAACUUCUAGGGGGGAAGAGUAUUAUCAAGAAGGAGAUCUUGUUCAUCCUCGACUUAAGGCUCUUAAGGCUUACAGGAAAGCCCUUGCUACUUGGGGCAGAUGGGUUGACAGGCAUAUUGAUUACAAGAAAACUCUGGUUUUCUUUAGAGGAUAUUCUGGCACUCAUUUCAGAGGAGGUCAGUGGAAUUCGGGAGGGCAAUGCCAUAAGGAAACUGAACCCAUCUUCAACGAGACUUACUUAGGGAAAUACCCUUCAAAGAUGAGAGCUCUUGAGCAAGUUUUGGGGAAAAUGAAGACCCCGGUGAUGUACUUAAACAUAAGCAGGCUCACAGACUACCGAAAGGAUGCUCACCCUUCGAUUUACAGAAAGUCAUAUGAGAGUGAAGAUGAGCGAAUUGAGGCCGAGCAAUCACAAGAUUGCAGCCAUUGGUGCUUGCCUGGUGUGCCUGACUUAUGGAACGAGUUACUUUAUGCUUCUCUCCUGAAGGUUGGAUGGGGAUCCCAAAGUCAAGGAACUUGACUUUGAGCAUGAAUUGUGUUUAAAAAAUACUUCCAUGAUAGCUUUUAGAUCAAGUGUCGUAAGGUGUGUGAUUGGAUGAUGUUAUACAAUUGUAAAUUACAUAUAACUAGCUUCUUGAAUUGCACCCAGCUUCAGAAUAUACAUAGGUACAUUCUGUAACAAUUUACAUGUAUCUUACAGAAUUUUUCAACAAGCAUAAACAGGUUGCAAAUUAUGUAUUUGAAAUGUGGUACAGAGCCGUUUUAGUUUAGAAUUGGAAACAAAGCUUUACUCAAUGGUCUGCUUUUGAUAUAAAUAUAAUGAUCCAACCAAACAAGUUAUCGUUGGUUACUACUACUACUACUACUACUCAGUUGAAUAAAAAAAAAAAAAAAACUACUACUACUACU